UUGUGUGUCACCGGCAUACACCACAGCUGGAUGGAACUUUUGUCGAUCUGUCUUAAAUUGUAUUUUUCACAAAAGACGUAGAUUGCACGUUCUUUUCAAGUUAUUACUUUCUUAGCAGGAUGUACGACGAUUAUAAUGAGUUGGUCUCGCAGUACGAUGCCUACGAUGAUUACGGGCCAGCGGACGCCCACGAUCAGUAUGAACGUCCAAGUUAUCGGCAAGUACCUGAAGUGGUACGCAAUUUCCUCGUAUUUUUGCGCAACUGUAUUAACGAGGGCAUGAUCUUUGAGAUUCAAAAUCUGUAUGAAAACUCGUUCCCAAAAAUCUCGGAACAAUUGUUUGACAAGUCGCCAUGGCCGGAUUCCGCAACAAUUGCACAUAUUGUCGAUAACGAUCCAGUCUUCCUGACACUAUACAAGGAACUCUAUUAUCGUCACAUUUACGCUCGCAUGCAAGGUCCCACGUUAGAACAGCGACUUAAUUCUUUCUACAAUUACUGCGAUCUUUUUAAUUACAUUUUACAUCCGGAUACACCAGUCCAAUUGGAAUUACCUGAUCAAUGGCUGUGGGAACUCAUUGAUGAAUUUGUUUAUCAGUUCCAGUCAUUUGCUCAGUAUCGUGCCAAUCUGUCCAAUAAGACUCCAGAUGAGAUUGAAAAUCUGAACGCACACAACAAAAUCUGGGAUGUUCUGUGUGUAUUAAAUGUUCUACAUUACUUAGUUGACAAGUCAAAGAUUAAAAGUCAAUUGGAAGUGUAUGCCAGUGGCGGUGAUCCUGAUUCUGUGGCUGGCGCCUUUGGCAGACAUUCUUUAUACAAGAUGCUUGGCUAUUUUUCUCUUGUUGGUCUUCUAAGAUUGCAUUCUCUCUUGGGUGAUUAUUAUCAGGCCAUCAAAGUUCUGGAAAAUGUAGAGCUUUAUAAGAAAAGUGCAUACUCCCAUGUACCUGGUUGUCAAAUUUCAACAGCAUAUUAUGUGGGUUUCGCGUAUAUGAUGAUGCGCCGAUAUGCAGAUGCGAUCAGAACUUUCUCGGGUAUCUUACUAUACAUCCAGCGUACAAAGCAACUAUUUGCUACACGAAGCUAUCAGAAUGAUCAGAUUAACAAGCAGACUGAGCAGAUGUAUCAUCUUCUCGCCAUUUGUCUGGUUUUACAUCCACAGUGUAUAGACGAAGGUCUUCAGCAAGCUCUGCGAGAUAAGAAUUAUCACGAGAAGAUGUACAAGAUGCAAUAUGGCGAUCUCACAGAGUUCGAGAAUUGCUUUGUGUUCGCAUGCCCUAAAUUCUUAUCUUUAACACCACCAAAUCCGGAUAAUCCUAACGAAGAUUAUGUCCGUGAAGCUAUCAAGCAUCAGACUCAAGUAUUUAUGGAUGAGGUGGUACAGCAGAAAAUGUUACCGACUAUUCGUUCAUAUUUGAAACUUUAUACGACAUUGCCACUUAGCAAAUUAGCAACAUUCAUGGGCAAUAACAGUAGAUCGGACGAAAGCUGGGACCUGGCCAAAGAAGUUAAUGUACUAACAAUCCACUUACUGUGCUUUAAGCAUAAGAUGAAAAAUAUUGUUUGGACAAAAGGUACAUCAGGACUGGAUGGCAAAUUCCAAUCUGGAUCUGAGCUGGACUUUUAUAUCGAUCACGAUAUGAUACAUAUUGCUGACACAAAGGUAGCGCAUCGCUAUGGAGACUUUUUUAUUCGCAAAAUAUUAAAAUUCGAAGAACUAAAUCGCAAAUUACAUCACAUAAAGAUAUAAUAUAUUGUGUAUAAUGAUACAAGUAUUAAAUAUUGUCGCUUAAUUGCAAAGAAUAAAAAUUUUAUAAAAAUGUA
Molecule: messenger RNA, 1819 nt
Organism: Pseudomyrmex gracilis
Lineage: Eukaryota; Metazoa; Arthropoda; Insecta; Hymenoptera; Formicidae
Gene: eIF3l
Product: eukaryotic translation initiation factor 3 subunit L
Exons: 3
Coding region: 120-1745 (541 amino acids)
Biological process (GO): translational initiation
Cellular component (GO): eukaryotic translation initiation factor 3 complex; cytoplasm
Molecular function (GO): protein binding; translation initiation factor activity
Source: RefSeq, a predicted model, not a curated record